Molecule: messenger RNA, 2578 nt
Organism: Oldenlandia corymbosa var. corymbosa
Lineage: Eukaryota; Viridiplantae; Streptophyta; Magnoliopsida; Gentianales; Rubiaceae
Source: the annotation of a GenBank genome assembly
AGCUAAACCAGACCCCACGCGCCUAUUCAGCACACACGCCCUUUCUCUGCUAUGAAUAGCCAGCCCCAUCCACCAUUAUCGUCUUUCUUUCUCUUCUUCGCCCCAGAAGAAAUAAAACACGCACACACACACCAAAAAUCUCUCCUUUUUUCUGGGUUUCGUUUUCCCCUCCCUUUCCCCCUAUUCUCCCUCUCAGCCAAGCCUUUCACUGUGCGUCCGCGUCAUUCCUUUUUUUCCAAUUAUAGCUUUCCAACCACAGGUGAGAAUAACCAUGGCUUUCUAUCUUUUUUCCCCUUUUCUUUUUCUGUUCACGUUUUGUUCCUGUUUCUGUUUUUUUUUUUUUCUUUUUGCACCUUCUUUUUUUGGUUUUAUAACCAUCACCUGCUAAUUUAAUUUCUUUUACGAUUGUGGGUUUUUUGUUUCAAUUGACUUAUUGUGGAUCCGGGAUUGACUUUGUUUGCAGGCGGGGGCUUGGAUUUUGAGGUUUUCAUUUUAAUUCGUCUAAAAAUAAAAUUGAAAGGGAAGAGAGGAAGAUGAAUAGGUGUGCUUAUCAACAUCAAAACCACCACCAGCAGAAGACGGGUUUUGUUGGAUUGGGUUUUGCUGGAGAGAUGAUGAGGAGGGGUGACUCUUAUAUUAAUUCUUCUGCGUCCAUGGCUGCUUGCCCUGCACCUAACGGCGUCGUUUGUCCGAAGCCUCGGAGACUUGUUAAUGUUAAUGAACCCAUCAACAUCAGACCUUCUAGAGUUGUGCAUACCACCAAUAAUCAUUAUCAACUGGAGGCUUGUGAAUCAAGGGCAGGAACAGAGCUUCUGGAUUUGAUUCUCGCCAAGGGGAAUAAUUAUGGAGCUGAGAGAUCCAGUUUUCAAGUUGCUUCAUCUCCUCCAUUUUACAACGGGUCGCCACCAGUAAGAGCUUCAAACCCUGUGAUCCAAGAUGAGCAGUUUGGGAUUGGGAAGAUGAUGAUGAGUCCACUGUCACCGUCAAUGGAAGCACUGGCCAAGAGUGGCAGUGGGGGAUCAUCAUCUGGCCGUGUGAAAUGUGGAAACAAACCAGCUCCAGUUAGGAUUGAAGGCUUCGAAUGCCGGGGAACUGCUGUGGUAGCCUGAAACCAAAAAAACAGGUCCAUUGACUCAAAACCACCAUCCCCACAUCAUAACAGUAACAAAAUAACAAAAGCAGCUAUAGAAGAAGAGUUAAUUUAUAAUCCUGCCCAUUUGGCAAGAGGGAGAGGAAACCCCCCCAAAAAAAAACUAUCAAUUUGAUCUCAACCAUUUGUUUAGUUUUGUAUAUAGAAAAAAGGAGAGAGUGUGUGAAUAUGUAAUGCAGUAAUGGGGUUCAUUAUCAUGAGUGAGAGAAGUUGAUUCAUGAGGAAACAACAAUAAAGAAGCAGCAAAAGGGGAAGAUUAUGGCAAAAUUUUCAUGUCUUCUCUUUUGCUGGUUAGGUCUUUUUUUUUUUUUUUUGAGUUUCUUGUUUAGGUCAUUGUUGCUUUUGGAGAUCUUUUGAUAAUAGUGAAGAGUGUGAGAGAGACACUUUGAGAGACCAAAGGGUGAAACUUUUGUAACAGUUAAAGUUUUCCUUCAUCCUUGUCCUUCUUUGUAAUUGAAGUCUGAAGGCAAGCGUUAAAGAUGGUCUUUUUUCUUCUUUUAGACAGUUUCUCUGCUUUAUUUUUUCUCCAUUCAUUUCUUUACUGGUGCUGAUUGCUGAAGCUGAUAAUUAUUGUUGAUAUCACGUGGUUGGACUGCCAUUUUCAACCUUUAAUUAUAUGAUGGUUCCUCUGUGUUAUCAUAUUGAUUACAGGGAUUUCUUUUCUACUGGUCCAACUCAUCAUUUUUUUUAGCAAAGUUCACUGAGAAUGGGCGCUAUCAUCGCCACUGAAUACUGGGGGAUGAAUGUUAAUAAAAUACUAAUGGGACCCAGUCGGGUUAAGCUCCAUCCGGGGCGAUUUGUCGGAUCAACAAAAAGUAUUGAGUUUAUAUUAUUCUCAUUUAGCAAUUUUUGUUUGUUUUUUUUUUUUUUGAAAAAGAUACUUGUAUAUUAGUUAUAAAAUAGUGCAUAAAUUAUUACAACGCAUUCUAUGCAAUACUAAGAAGAAAAUCGAUUGUAGGAUUGUUUGGUGGAGAAAACUCAAAAAAGGGUUAAAAAAAAAGAAAUGGAAAGAUGCCAAAUUCAAGGCAAGUGGGAAGUGUGGGAACUUGUAUUUGUGUGAUGGAAAACAUAGGAGAAUACGUGGAAGGAUUUGUAUUCUCUUGUUUGUGAUGACUACAUAGUACUCUACUAAUACUAUAAUUCCUCUUUCUACUGUCUUUUUGAAAAUGGAAUUUGCUAUGAAGAUUUUGAGUAUUGAGUGAGACAAGACAUUAUUUAUAUAGAAUUGUAGAGAUAUGGUUUUAAUGUUUUGUUUGUUCUUUUUCUUCUUUUCUUUUUGGUGUGCUGCGUCUUUCUUUGGCUCCAUUGCUGACUAGUUUUUGCUGGCUCUUGCCGGUUGUUGUCCACUUUCUGCUCAGACAAAGUCACUAUAAAAGAUCCCCCCAGGGAAUUAGUCUUUUGGACCAUCUUUUUAUUUUUUUCCCCCGC